AUGGGGCUCCUUGAUGUUCCUACUGAGACUCUCGCCCAGUGCACCGCCUAUCUAGAUAAAGAAAGCGAUAUCUAUGCUUUAGCUCGAGUCUGUACCAGGCUCCACGAUGUUGCCAUCAACAUUCUUUACGAUUUUAAUAUUCAAAAUCACAAUUCCAGGGCUCUUUUCUGGGCCGCAAAGCAUGGACAUGAAAAUUUAGCCCGAAAGAUACUGAGUCGAAUUCCCAAUCCCAAUUCGGUGACCAACUAUACGGACCGGCAUGACCAAUGGAAGGAUCCGGGCUUGAAUAUAGUCGGCGAUUUUACACCUCUCCAUAUUGCAGCCUCCGAAGGCCAUGUACCCGUCGUAAAGCUACUUUCGAAUUCCGGAACAUGCCCUCAUUGCCAAUUUGAGGUGCUGGACGAACAAUAUUUCCCUUAUAAGUCUGAUCAACAUAAGCCAUACAUCUACUCCACGCCACUUCAUUUAGCCUCCAAGGAUGGCGACGUCGCAAUUGUGAAGCUAUUGCUCCAAAUUAAAGCAGAACCUGAAGUCAGAACUUUAGGUGGAGCAGCGCCACUCUAUCACGCAGUUGGUGCGAAGAAUGAGCGAGUAGUACGAUUGAUCGCGAGACGGGUCACAAAUGUUGGAAGCAAGUUUGUACAUUCAGGUCACUAUGUCACUCCCCUGCAUCUUGCAUGCAUGAAUCUCCGGUGGGAUUCCGCACGUUAUUUCUUAGAACGUGGCGCGGAUGUCAACCAAAUUGACAACAAUGGCAAUACGCCUUUGCAAAAUACAUUCAACUCUACGACUCAUGUAGAUGAUCCCAAAGGCCUCUAUAUGACAGUCAAAAUCCUACUGCAAUUUGGGGCUGAUCCGAAACUGGGGAAUUGUGGCGUCUGUUGGAUUGGAGUCAAUCACCACCUUGACUCAAUUAGGACACUUUUCAAGGACUACGCAAAAGAAUAUACUCAAAAACCAAAAGAACCCCCAGUGCAGAUUGGUCGUGGCUGGAUGACGGCACCAGAAAUACCGAAACUCCCGGACAUCGAAAUUGAAGAAUUGUGCAAUCCCAGGCCCAUCCCUCAAAUGCUUUCGCUUUUCGACGGAAACGAAUUUCCACCCCUGGGUGCCUAG
Messenger RNA from Bacidia gigantensis, 1116 nucleotides. RefSeq lists its product as uncharacterized. Gene Ontology annotation, cellular component: nucleus; cytoplasm. The record is from RefSeq and is a predicted model, not a curated record. Bases 1 to 1116 code for a protein of 371 amino acids. NCBI's taxonomy places the organism in Eukaryota, Fungi, Ascomycota, Lecanoromycetes, Lecanorales, Ramalinaceae. Gene Ontology annotation, molecular function: protein binding. The transcript is spliced from 2 exons.